Molecule: messenger RNA, 1452 nt
Organism: Ictidomys tridecemlineatus (thirteen-lined ground squirrel)
Lineage: Eukaryota; Metazoa; Chordata; Mammalia; Rodentia; Sciuridae
Gene: C2H22orf39
Product: chromosome 2 C22orf39 homolog
Source: RefSeq, a predicted model, not a curated record
UGAAUGUGUCAGUUACGCAUACUGUAUUCUCCUCAGUUUUCAUUGGGUGGUGGGCGGAUGCACUGUGGCUUGGCAGUAGAUUCAACAUGGCCGAAGGCAACAACUGGAUGCCUCCGCGACCCUGUGAGGCCUACCAAGCUGAGUGGAAGCUCUGUCGCAGCGCCUGGAACUUCCUGCAUCACUACUAUGUCCACGGGGAGCUCCCGACCUGCGACCAGUGGCUGCGCGACCUGACCAGUUGUCGCGACUGGGAGGAACGCCAUAGCACCGAGGCCCAGCGAUCCCUCUGUGAGAGUGAGCGGGCACGUGUCCAGGCUGCACAGAAGAACACCCUGGUGUGGGCCCUGAGGCAGAGCCCUCCUGCUGACUGGCACCUUCCUCUGCUGCAGGAAAAAAAUGAGUGACAAGCAUCCCUCUCCUUGGCCUGUGCAGCUUCCUCAAGUCUGUUUCAAGUGGAGCUGACACACAGCCCUAAGAACUGUGACCAGCCCAAACCAUCUAAUGAGAGGGACCCCCUUGAGUUUCCACUCAACCUGUUACACAGAACUGGACAUCUGUAGCCCUAACCUGCUUGUCUCUCACCAGCAUCAGGGUAUCUACCACCACAAUGCAUUGAAAGACUAUUACCCUCUCUAUAUAGAUUAUGGGAAGCCAAGUAUUGUGGCAGGUACCUGUGAGCAGUGAAGCCAGACUUACUAAUGCCUACCCCAGGAAUAAGUCUCUGGGUUAUAGGAUUCUCAGGAUAACUUGAGUGAGAACCCUGACAAGUGUGGACACUUGGUUAAGUCAGAAUGAGGUGGCUAAACAGUUGUACUUAUAUGAACUACUCUCCUUGUCAUUGGGAAAUAGACUACCAUAUCCCAGGCUUUAUGAUUACGUAUUGCAGCCUUUGACAUCCAAGCAUGCUCAAUUCCACUGCAGAUGCAGAUGGGGUGUGACAAGCAGGCAGGAGCUCACUGGCUCCUCUGCACUAGGAAACUUCAUGGAAGGCUCCCAAGGAGGCCCUUGGAGAUUUUUUAAGAAGUGCACAUAGGAAUAGAAAACAACCUUGCCAACCUUGCAAAAGCAGCAAAUACAAAAGGGCUGGGUCUUUUAUUUUAAGGCUAAUAAGUUUUCUUCAAAUAGUUUCUAUUGUAAUUUAAGGGAAAGACAAACAUUAAACAUCAAUAUAUGAGUCUUGGAGUGGACAUGUCAAAUAUAUGCAUAUGAACACCAAGAGCACUAAUUUUUUUUUUAGAAGUUUAUUACUAAAUAAGGUGGUUUAGCACCUUGUGGCUGUGUAACUGGCUCCAAGUGCAAUGCUGAGGACCACUUUGGGUAUGUGUCCAGCACUCUCUCCUAUCCUUUCCUGGAUAUGGGCAGUGGGUUAAAUAUCUUUCGAUUUGUUCUUUGAAACAAAAUAAGUGAUCAUUUCAGAAAGGCAUGCAUUAACAAAUAAAAUUUCCAAGUGUG